AUGAGCCAGGCCUUAGCCUGGCCACUCCAUAUUGGGAACGAUUUCCCAACCUCCAUCAAAGAUGGAUUGCAAAGUUGGGAGACCACUUUACUCAUAAAAGAGAGCUCAGGAGAUCUAUCAACGAGGGGCUUGUUAGAGUAUAAAGACACAACCUUUGGACCCAAAGAUUUCAAAUACACCACACCAGUUUUAAACAUCGACGAAAACAGCAUAGCGGAAACACACAUACUCGCAUCAAAAGCCUUUCACUACCUUGCAACACCCCAGGAUAUCCAAACUCGCGUAUCAAAUCUUCUCAGUCUUCGACAAAAGGCUGGUAUAUUGAGUCGCCCUCUGAUUAUCUGGGAGCCAGCUCCUCUCUCAUGUAACCCAGAAAACCUUCAAGUAUUUCUCGAAGCAGCUCAUCAUGUCGAUAUCCUAAGUCCAAAUCAUCUCGAACUAGGAAGAUUCUUUUCGCGAACAUGCAAGGAUACAUCUACAAAGACCGAUAUCGAAGAUUUAGCAUCCACAAUCAUGGGUAACGGUGUUGGACCAGAUAAAAAAGGCAUAAUCCUGAUCAGGGCUGGCGAGCAAGGGUGUCUUAUACAAUCAUGGGAUUUACCUUCAACAUGGCUACCACCUUUUUAUGACUCGGAGUCGAGCUCUGGACAGCAGGCGGUCGGAGUAGUUGACCCAACUGGAGCAGGGAACGCAUUUCUGGGUGGCUUUGGUAUCGGCUAUAUCAAAACAAUGGAUGCUGUCACUGCAGCCUGUUUUGGAACUGUUUCGGCGUCGAUGGCGUUAGAACAAAUUGGAAUGCCUACGAAGACUCACAGCGGGGAUAUGGAAUUAUGGAAUGGAACUAGUGUCCAGGAGAGACUACGAGACUAUAUGUCCAAAAAUGCAGUUGAACGGUCUUUAGGAAGAGACCAAAUACCGCAGAGUUAA
Messenger RNA from Penicillium malachiteum, 927 nucleotides. RefSeq lists its product as uncharacterized. The transcript is spliced from 2 exons. The record is from RefSeq and is a predicted model, not a curated record. Lineage: Eukaryota; Fungi; Ascomycota; Eurotiomycetes; Eurotiales; Aspergillaceae. The coding region runs from base 1 to 927 and encodes 308 amino acids.